AUGGGUACAGCAGAAGCAACUUUACGCAUGGAUAGCAUGGAAGUCAAGGACGAGUGGCAGGAUGAGGAUUUCCCCAGGCCACUACCAGAAGAUGGAGAUGUCGAUUCUUCAUGUGGCCUCACCGACAUAAGAACCAAUCCCCCCACCUCUCUGAAUGUGGGAGAGUCCCAGUGUAAACGCCGUACACUGAUCGCCCCCGACAUGAACCUGUCACUGGAUCAGAGCGAGGGGUCAGUGCUCUCUGAUGACUUCAUGGAAACGCCCGACGACCUGGACAUCAAUGUGGAUGACAUCGAGACUCCUGAUGAGACCGACUCGCUGGAGUUCAUCAACAAUGGCAACGAGCUGGAGUGGGAAGAUGACACUCCUGUUGCCAGCGCUAAACGUCUUCCAGGUGAAAGUGAUGAAGAGAGAGACUCAUCCGGUCGUCUCUGGCGAACAGUGAUCAUCGGUGACCAGGAGCAACGGAUCGACAUGCAGGUCAUCAGGCCGUACCUGAGGGUGGUUACACAUGGAGGUUAUUAUGGUGAAGGUCUAAAUGCCAUCAUCGUGUUUGCAGCCUGUUACCUUCCUGACAGCAGCUGUGAGGACUACACAUACAUCAUGGAGAAUCUCUUCCUGUACGUUGUGAGCAGCCUUGAGCUGCUGGUGGCAGAAGAUUACAUGAUUGUUUACCUAAAUGGAGCAACUCCUCGCAGGAAGAUGCCCGGCAUCGGCUGGCUGAAGAGAUGCUACCAGAUGAUUGACAGGAAACUGAGGAAGAAUCUCAAGUGUCUCAUCAUUGCUCACCCAACAUGGUUCAUCCGGACAGUCCUCGCCAUCUCGAGACCCUUUAUCAGUGUGAAGUUCAUGGAUAAGAUCCGUUACAUUCACACCCUGGAGGAACUCAGCCAGAUCAUCCCCAUGGAGCACGUGCAGAUCCCUGAGUGUGUGCUGCAGUAUGAUGACGAGAAGCAAAGAACACAAAGGGAAAGGCUUGAGCAAGAGCAUCAGCAGACCAACCCAACGCAGCCCAAAGAAAGGCCAAAGUCAGUGAUAGCAGAGGUGGGCAGUGACAUCUGA
Messenger RNA from Scomber scombrus (Atlantic mackerel), 1062 nucleotides. It is a transcript of the gene atcayb, whose product is annotated as ATCAY kinesin light chain interacting caytaxin b. Lineage: Eukaryota; Metazoa; Chordata; Actinopteri; Scombriformes; Scombridae. The record is from RefSeq and is a predicted model, not a curated record. Bases 1 to 1062 code for a protein of 353 amino acids. Gene Ontology annotation, cellular component: cytoplasm. The transcript is spliced from 11 exons. Gene Ontology annotation, biological process: apoptotic process.